AACAACGCCAACGCUGCUUCAGUCAACACUCUCACUCUUUCGAGGUUCACAACAGAGAAAAGAUUGGAAUAGAGAAAUUUGAGAGGUAGAAGACUGAGUAUCAGUGGAGAAGAUCGAAUUUAGGGUUAUGAUAAAAAGGAUGGAUGAUGAAGGUCAUGUUGAUUCUUUCUGGAAGGAGGAAAUUAGUCAGAAGGUUCAGACUCCUAUGACAAAGAAAAGGAAAUAUACAAAAAAGAAAAAGGAGUAUGAUGGAUGGGGAUCAACUUCCCUUAUUCGGUUUCUUGGAUCCAUUGGUAGAGACACAAGCAAUCAGAUGACUCAAAGUGAUGUCACUAAGAUUGUCAAUGAUUAUGUUAAGCAGAAUGGCCUUCAUCAUCCUACGAAAAAGAAAAGAAUUGUGUGUGAUGAGAAGCUUCAUUUGCUGUUCAGAAGGAAGGCCAUUAGCCGGUUGAAAAUUAAUGACCUGCUUGAAUCACACUUUGCUGAGAACUGUGAGGAAUCUUCUGAUGAUAUUUUUUCUAACUCAGAAGAUGAUGCGUGUGAAACACCGAAAACGACAGGUUCAGAGAGGAAGAGUCAUCCGAAGAUACCGUUAAUGGAAAAACCAAGGAGCUGCUUCGCUGCCAUCAUUCCUGACAACAUCAAACUUGUUUAUUUGAAGAAGAGUCUAGUUGAGGAGCUUCUGAAGGACCCUGAAACUUUUGAGACUAAAGUAGUUGGAAGCUUCAUAAGAAUCAGAAGUGACCCAAAUGACUACCUUCAGAAAAACCCAUUCCAGCUUCUGCAAGUCACAGGUGUAAAGAAGAGCUCUGAAGUCGAAGGGGAAAUUCUCCUACAAAGCUCUGGUUUCAUCAAAGACAUCAGCAUUCACAUGCUUUCAGAUGUUAACUUCUCUGAGGAGGAGUGUGAGGAUUUGCAGCGAAGAGUAAAAGACGGCUUGCUCAAGAGACCUAUGGUUGUAGAUAUAGAGCAGACGGCAAGAGUAUUGCAUGAGGAUAUGACUAAGCAUUGGCUGCCAAGAGAACUCAAUCGGUUACAAAAUCUUAUUGAUCGAGCUAAUGAAAAGGGUUUGCGUAGAGAACUGGAUGAGUACCUACAAAAAAGGGAGAAGCUUCAGAUUCCAGAAGAACAGGAACGUUUAUUGCAUGAAAUUCCUCAAGUUAUUGCAGAAGAUCUAGAAUCAGAAUGUAAAACACCAAUUGAUCCAGAGAUAAAAUCAGAAAACGAUUUACAAGAGUUAUGGCAGAUUACCAGUACAAAAGCAUCUUUAGUGACUGAGGUCCCAAAAGCAGUUGCAGAUGGUUUUCUAUACAAGGCUACAAAAAUGGAUAUGGCUGAUCUUGUAAAACAAGAAAACAAAUCCCCAAAGUCAAUUGCCAGUCUGAAUAGAGCAUCAAAAGUUCCUCUAUUCAAUAUGGCAGUGGACAGCACUCUGUCGAAUUACAUGUCUGGUGACACUGCUGCAGAGCAUCAAAGGUCUGGUAUGCCUGUUCAACAGCAGCAGCCAGAGCGACAGACAGACUCUGCAUGUAACAAAGAAGGCAUGUCUAAGCCAGCUGAAUCAAAUGAUGCUAAGAUCUCCGAAGGACCCUCGAACAAGCAGGUACGGCCAUCUCAGGUUGAGGUUAUAGAAUUGAGCGAUGAUGAAGAUGAUGAUGACAAAAAUGAAGAACCAAGCACUACAAAACAGGUUCCUGAUGAGCAGUUGAAGUCCUUAAAGUGGCAUUACAGAGAUCCCCAGGGACAUGUACAAGGACCCUUUUCCUUAAUUUCUCUAAAACGUUGGAGUGAUGCUAGCUACUUUUCUCCAGAUUUCAUGGUUUGGAAGUCCGGUCAAAGCCAAAAUGAAAGUGUACUAUUGGUGAAUAUUCUAUCCAGAUUUUUCCGCUGUUGAUCAUAUUUCAUAUGAUGCAUUUUGGUAUAGGUCAAUAAUUCUGUUUGAUUCUUGGGCAACCGCUAAUCUGCAACUUAAAAUUGCAACAAGGAACUCUUGCCCUCUAAUUGAAUCAUUUUUGUUUCCUCUUUCGGAUAAAGGUGGUAUUGAUGCUGAUGUCUCUUAUAGGCUGAUUGUAACUCAGGUGUACAAUAGGAAGAAUAGGCUGUAUGCAGACAAUUCUAGCACUAUAGAAGGUAGGAAGAUAGUGGGUAUAUUUUUUGAGCAACUAUUUGGUGAAAGGAAGAGACUGUGCUAGAUGUUACAUUGUUCUUACUAUUUCCAGU
This is a messenger RNA of Gastrolobium bilobum, 2220 nucleotides long. RefSeq lists its product as uncharacterized. The record is from RefSeq and is a predicted model, not a curated record. Bases 128 to 1894 code for a protein of 588 amino acids. NCBI's taxonomy places the organism in Eukaryota, Viridiplantae, Streptophyta, Magnoliopsida, Fabales, Fabaceae. Gene Ontology annotation, molecular function: protein binding; DNA binding. The transcript is spliced from 8 exons.